UGAAGUAGCACAUGCGUGCGCAGUAGCGUCGUCCGGUCUUGGAGAGACUCGGAAACAUUCCGCUGAUUCGGCCCGAAACAGAAAGGAAAGAAAAGGAAAACGUUACCGAGCUACUGUAGCUUCGUUUAUAAUUACGUUACUUCACAAAUCAGCUGCGAAACAUCAUGGCAGAUCCGAUGACACAGUCUCACCAGAUAUCUUCGUCACAAGGGCUGAACGAUGGACACUCCAAAGACUCAAAGUUUUCCGAUUCCUUUUUUUCCUCUUCACCUGUAUCUCUCAUUAAGUCUCCUCAAGACAAAAGAGUGGCACUGGAUUCUGACAAGCCAUCAGAUGUCUUGUCCACCUCGCUUCGCUUUUCCUCUCAACAGAGUUCAUUUUCAUCUGUGACUUAUGGAAAUGAGUCCGCAGGUCCCCCAUCAAACAGAGAUCGUAGUUUCCGAGAGAAAAGAGAGCUCUUCGAAUCAACUAUUUCAUCUCAAAACCAGGAUUCAACCCCCAUAAAGGUGUCCCCUGUCUCUGAGAGAAUUAAAGCCCUGGAAGCCUUAGCUGCAAAGAAAAAUGAUUCUGAUUGGACUGAUGGAGGGUUUCAUUUCAGAGAGCGCAACAAUGAAAAGUCCCCGACUGAACAACAAGGCAUUUCAUAUCGUUCAUCCAUCAAGAAGAAGCCCCCAUCGACAGAACAAGAUUCUCCAGAAUCACCCUUUGAAAUUCUUGGGGGUUCUAGACGUGGAAGUGACUUUGAGGAUACUGCUGACUGGAUGAGGGCUCAUUUGCCCCCAGCACCUAACUUCAACCUUGGAGAAGCUGACUUUGAUGAAAAAGAAGAAUCCUUUAUAAAAGAAGAGAGCCCACCUAAAGAGACAAAAAACAAAGACAUGAGGACCACAAACAUUUCUGAAUCUUUCGUAGGUGUACCUGCUGAAUUCAUGGACACUCCAGUUGAAGUUGAAGCCAAUCAAAUAAAUGAUGAUGCUAAUCAGUCCAGGCAAGACAGUGUUGAGAAUGAGUCCGCAUUUGAUCUCAGAUUUUUACCUACAGCUUACAUAUAUGACCAUCAAGAAAAGUCUGACAUAGAAGCUCAUGACCCACCAUGUCUUCCAGAAACUCAAGUUUCAGAGGUAACUGUGUCCCCAGCACCACCUGAUGAUUUUAAGUCUCCUUCCCUGGUAUCUUCAGCUCCUGUUUCCCAGACUGUCCCAAAUGCAAUAGAGGAGUCUGGCAUUCUAGGUGUUGGGGAUCCUCCAGAGAUCCUUGAAGUUGACAGCUCUGGUGAAUCAGAUGAUACAGUGAUUGAAGACUCAGAUGGUGUUAGUCAUGCUGCAGGCACAGAUGCUCCUGAUUGUACAUCUUCUACAAACAUUGAGGCUCUGCCACAAAGGCAGGAGAAACCAAUUAUGCAGGUGCCAAUCAUUAAUGUCAUUGAGACAGAGGAACAGGUUUUUAGCGAUUAUGAGGUAGAAGAGGAGGAAGAGGAGGAGGAUGAGCAGAGAUAUCAGAUUACGCAUGAGCCUACCAGCGAGGCUUCACUACCAUCUGAAGAUAAUUCAGACGUUUCAAAAUCAAUAACUGAAGAAACGCUUCCAAAAGCAACAAUUCUUGCAGAUUCCGAUGCAGAUUAUUCUCCAGGACCUAAAAUCGUCAGUGAUGAAGCUGAGGAGGAUGCAAUUAACCAGAUUUGUCUAGACUCGAAGAGUCUCAAUUUGGAGAACUCUCAAGCAGAGUCACCUGUGUCACCAAAUACAAAUUCAGCUUCAGGGGAAUCUACAAUGAACUCUGUAAAGUCGGAUAAAACCGAAGAAUUUGUAAAUGACCUUUCUGGUCCCAAGGAUCUUUUGAAUGAGGUUGAAUCCAGUGACAUAGAUACUUAUUUGGAUCAUUAUUCCAGCGAGGAGCAAGCUUUGAAAGACCAGCUAAAUUCAGGCCUGUUUACUGAGAAUAUUGGAGAAACUAAUGAGCAAAUGAAGUCUAACUUUGUCCAAGACAGUUGGGAGAGUACCAUGUAUGAUCAACAGUCAUAUGACAAAGUUGCCAUUAAUGAAUUUGAUGAGAUGUAUAUAGAAUCUAAGUCUAAUUCUAAUUCAUUUCCUGAGCCUUCUUCUGCUGGCAUCUCAAUCACUGAAGAAGUCCAAGUGGAGCCACUGGUAUUACAAAACAAGAUACCAAGUCUUGAACUUGAAGAGCCGUGUCUAGACCAAGAGACCAUAACUUCAUCCGAAGAAGGUAACUAUGUGACUCAGUCUGUUGAAGAAGAGACCGCUCCUGCUCUGUUUCCCUCUUUUCACAAUGAUGCAACGGACAGAAUCACUGAAGUGAUGUCUGAUUUUGUGGGCAGUGAUCUAACUAAGAUAUUAGUGAUGACGAACUCUGAACAAGAUGAACUAAUCCAGUGUAAUGCUCCAGACAGCGAGUUGUUACCAGAAAUCUCCAACCCACCUGAAAGUACUGAACCAGAAUCUUCCACAAUAGCUGCGACAGAUAGCUUUGUAGAGUUCAUGAGGGAAUGUUUAAAGUCACAACAGGAUGAGGAUUCCAAAAGCCUUGACCCAGGACACAUCAGCCAGCAACCUAUACCUGUUACCUCAUCGUCCAGUGCAACAGUUAUAGACCUGGAGCAGGAGCACCUUACUAUCAAUGCUCUCAAGGAGCUUGGAAGCAGCCAAGACAAAGAUGAAAUCAGUGUUCCUAACAAAGAUGUCCCAGUCUCUUUAAAAGCUGAGCCUUCACAACCUUUAUCUAAACAUGGCACGAUUCACACAUCUCAGCGUCUUCUAAAUGAGUCUCAGCCAGAUGCUUCUUUAACUGAAGAGGUAGAGGCAAUCGAUGUCUGGGUGGCAGAGGCCUACCACCUCGCUGAGCAUGUCUUGACACUAUUACUAACCCACCUGUCAGUACGUGACUUGGUGUACUGGAGGGACCCUAAGAAGUCGGGUGUGGUGUUUGGCACGUCCUUGCUGCUGCUUCUGUCUCUGGCAGCGUUCAGUGUGAUCAGCGUCCUCUCCUACCUACUUCUGGCUCUGCUCUGCGUCACCAUCUCUUUCCGUGUCUACAAGGCCGUCGUCCAGGCUGUACAGAAGACCAGUGAUGGCCACCCCUUCAAGCAACUGAUGGAGAAGGACGUCAGCUUGUCUCCCGAGGGUUUCCGCAAGCACGUGGAUGGGGGUCUGACCUACGUCAACCGUGGACUCAAGCAGAUGAUCCGACUCUUCCUGGUUGAAGACCUGGUGGAUUCUCUCAAGCUGGCGGUGUUGAUGUGGCUUCUGACAUACGUGGGUGCUGUCUUCAAUGGCAUCACCAUUCUUAUUCUUGUGGACAUCCUUGCCUUCACUGUACCACCUUUGUAUGAGAAAUACAAGACCCAGAUUGAUCGCUACAUCGACAUUGCACGCACUCAAUUUAACAACGUGGUGGCCAAGGUCCAAGAGAAGCUGCACAAAGGAAAGCGCACUAAAGCCGAAUAAUCCAUGUCUCCAACCCCAUCACGACCACACUCUAGAAUCCCUCUAGCUCCUCGUCUCCUCUAUCCCUGCUCUCCUCCACUCUCCUUCAGUUUAAUCUCACCCCGAAAACCUUCUCAGCAACCAUGUGCACUGAACCAGCUUGUCUCUUAAUCACAGAAGCUUCUCGAUAUUCAACGUUAACUCUGACGCUUAACCACGAGCAGCAGCGAUGACGCUUGGGGCUUCCGGACGCUGGUGACUUAAACACAGGAAAUGAUGUAAUUCCACAACUGGAUGCCUGAUUGUGGCACCCAACUUUGGGCAGGGUGUGUGAACUAGACUAAAUUUAUGACCUGGUAUUGGAGUGUCUGCUGAAGAUGUGCUGUUAUUCAGUAAAAUAAAGAAUUAAAGAUGUUUACUACAAAUGUCUGUACCUUUAAAAACGAAUUCUGUAAUAAAGGAAGGAAAAUAUGUUGACAAAUAUUUUCACCUACAGGAACGCUGGGUGGAUCUGUUUAACUGAUUAUUUACCACACCUUGAACACUGACUCAUGUAUUAUAAAUCUACAAUGUACUCACACCUACAUGCAGAUUGUAAGGAUGGUUUUGAGAAAGUCACGUUGCCAGCUGUGAUAAUUUGGUCUAGUUCGCUUACCUGACCUGUUACGGCGUUAAUUUUUAUUAUGUAUGUGUAUAUAUAGUAAGAUUACAAGCUCUUCGCUGUAAAGAAGUAGUUUGCAUUGCAUUUUCCGUUUAAUUGCAUAUGUUCUUCGACGUCUGUCUGAGACUUGGUCUGCUGAGUUCACACGUAACGUGUUAUGACUGUUCAGACUAGGAUCGUUAGGUCACGCAGGAUAGCUGCUCUUGAUUUUGCAGGCUGGCAUUUGGUAUUAAUAUUUUUACGCUUUAGUUAUUUGCAUAGUAUUUGUGAGAAUCAAAAUAGCAGAGAUGUUACUGUUACUUUUUUCUUUUCUUUUAUGAAGAGAUGGAUUGAAAAGUAUUAGUGCUCACGUUCCACUAAAAGGAUUUUCUUCUUCUUGUCGGCUGAAUUUGCCUCGGGCCUGUCUACACUAAUAUGAAGAUAUAUAAAUGAUGCCUUUUUUGGCUUUGUGGUAGAAGUGAAACCUAAUUUUCGGCCAAUAUACCCAUAUCUUUUUAAAAACUCUCUAUGGCCUAAUAAUGCAGCCUUCCUAAAUCCUGUUUUAGAUGCUGGGCCUUUGUCACAUGAUCCCAGCUUUCCUAAAAUUUAAAAAACAAUUCUCCAUUCUAAGCUCCCAAGUCAUAAAGAAUUCACCCUGCAUUAGUAAGAUGAUUCCACAGCCUCUGUAGCUUGUAGUAGAGUCCAAAAGAGGAAAAUGGGCCCUCGUCUCAGGGUGGAAUUUAAGGUAUUCCUCACUUUCUUGAAGAGCAAUGCCAGCCAGUUAUGGCCAUCUGUGGUCGUAAUAUCCAUAAUAGAUCAUUUUGUAUCUAUUUCAAGGUUUCCUAUAAAGAUCCACGAGCUGUGAUUUAAAAGAAGGCAGUGGCUGACUUGAAUUGUCCGAUUGUCUCAGAUUGGUAGCCGUCAUGUGAUGGACACAACAUUGUAGCUAAAUUGGAAGACAAAUAGACGCCCAGGUGGCGCAGCGGGAUAUUCCGCUAGCACACCAGCACCGAGCUUCUGAACUUCUCAGUUCGAAACUCGGUGUUGCCACCGACAGUAAUUGGCAGUGCCUGCAGCAGACACUAAUUAGGGUGGGGGCCGGACUAUGUGUGGGUGGGUGGGUCUUCAAACGCUGUGUAAGGACCCUGAUUGGCGGAAGAGACGCCUGUGCAGAAUGCAGGGGCGAGAAGAGGAGGGCUGUACACGUGUCGGAAGAGGCGUGUACAGCGACGUGCUCUCCUCGGAUGCAAUCUGGUAUCUCUCGGCAGCGAAAGACAAAAUUAAGUGCGAUAAAUCGGGAGGAAAAUGGGGAGAAAAUGCAAAAUAAAAAAAUAAGUUAUAGUUUAUAAAUAUAUAAUUUUCUUUUGCCUUUGUCCAAAUUGAUUGUUGGCUUUAAAACUUAGACUAAGACUUAUUAGCUGCAGUGUCUCAAUUCUCAAAUUACUGUACUAAAACAUAUGUUCAGCUAGUACACCCAUUGUGUUACCGUUUUACAUACUUAUCAGUAAGUAGUAUGAGCUUUGGGACGCAGCCUUUGACCUAAUUUGGGUAUGAUCUAUAAAUUGUAAUGUGGUUUGGAAUCUUUAAAUGUAGCCAUAUUAGUGUGGACACGGUCUUUAAUCACCAUUUGGCGUGAUGGUAUCGGAGUGUUUUUUUGUUUUAUUUUCUUUUUAAAGUGAAGUGGCUUCUAAAGAUCUUGUAAAUAGGGCUGAAAUGUCAUACAAUUGCAAAAACUGGGAAUAUUCAUGCAAAUGUAUUCCAGUAUAUGCUUCGUUUCAUGAGAGUGGACUGACUGGUCAUCUUACACCAGAAAUGCAGCAGUUAACAGUUUAAACAGUUAUGUCUAUAAGCAGUGAAAUAUGUGUAAAAUACUCAAUAUUCAGUAUGCUUAGCUUGAUGCUUGUUUGCUCUGUAUUCGACACUGGAUUCUACCUGGCCUUGCUUCCAAUACUAUGCAUAUAGGCGACAGUGUCAAAAGUGCACCUAUAUUUAUUACAGUAACUACUGCUAACACAGAUGUCUGCCAACUGCUGAAUGUUAUCUUCUAAUAUUUAUAUAGACGUCCCACAUAAAUGCAGUCUUCAGUGUUCACUAUAGAAAUUCAUCAGGAAUUUGCUGUGUGUGGAUUGUCCUUAAGGGGUAAAUACACUAAGCAUGGUAUUGAUAAACAACUAACAACCUCUACAAGGUUUCUGUUGGGUCACUUUGCUCAUAAAGUUCAUCUUCAGUCUUUGAAUCAAGAUCCUGACUGUUUAAGACAUUUAAGAUUUGCUUUUGUCUAUGCAUGUAUGCUAGCAGCAGAUCCAGGUCCACUCAUGAACAGGUGAAUCCUUUACUUUACAGUUGUACUUGUGUUGCUCAAAUAUGCAUUAUAUAACUUGGGUCAUGGGUGUGGUGAUGCUUGAAGAAUAGCUUUAGUUCUUUUGCCCAACACUUAAGAAAUACUACCUGUGUUUAGAUUAUUAGAUGCAGAUCUCUCAUAUUACAGAUUUGAACUGAAUUCUUUAGCCUAUCAGUAUGUUUUCUGUCCAUUUUCUUUUGGAGUUUCUCUUGGGGAGGGAGUCGCAAAAGUCAUGAUUUCUUUGUGUUUUGCUUUUGACUUGAUAACAGAAUGUGACAACUAAUCCAUGUUCAGUUUGUUAGUUCUAAGUUAAGUUAAUCUUGGAGUGUUGAGAAUAAAAAGGGGGUUGCUGUAAUUGUUGACAUUAAAUUAAUAAAACUAUUAAAAGAA
Trichomycterus rosablanca is the source of this 6811-nucleotide messenger RNA. It is a transcript of the gene rtn3, whose product is annotated as reticulon 3. The record is from RefSeq and is a predicted model, not a curated record. The coding region runs from base 165 to 3461 and encodes 1098 amino acids. The transcript is spliced from 10 exons. Gene Ontology annotation, cellular component: endoplasmic reticulum membrane. NCBI's taxonomy places the organism in Eukaryota, Metazoa, Chordata, Actinopteri, Siluriformes, Trichomycteridae.